UGAGCAGACUCCUCCGUGAUCUAAAGCCGACAGUUGAAGGUGUCUGUCCAGGAGUGAAGAAGGUAAAGGGGAAUAACGGCCGAAGACCCUUGGCACAGAAUGGACGGAGAGGACCCCUUCAUGAUCCUGAACGGCACCGCUGCUGUGAGGUCACCGCACAGGUAUGCUGGCUCUCUGAUUGGCUACUUCUACCACAGCAUCAUCACGCAGGUCAGGCUGGACCCGCACCCAGGCGGCUAUGGAACGGGCGCCAAGACCACAGAACUACUCAACGUUUUAGGUAAAAACGUCAUCAUCCUGGCCACCUUCUACUUCGUGGGUCUGUGCCUGGGCAUCGGCUCCUUCAUCUGGGCCGGCCUGGCUCUGGCCCGGCGCCGGCGCGGAGGCGGCUCAGUGUCGGCCCUGGUCAUCGGCCUCCUCCUGUCCGACCUCCUGGAGCUACUGAUGCUGCCUGCCAUGGCAACGCUGACUCUGGACAUCCUCGUCUGCUUCAAGGGCCUGAACUGCCUGGCAGUGCUGAUGCAGUUUGGUGCGGCGCGGCAGUGCGGAUACUGCCUUCACCAGUGGGUGGCGCUGGAGGGCGUUCUGGCCUACAGGAGCUCUAAGAGCACCACACGUCUCUCCUCAGCCCCCUACGCCGUGCCUAUCUCCCUCAUCGCCUGGGAGCUCCAAGGCACCACACGUCUCUCCUCAGCCCCCUACGCCGUGCCCAUCUCCCUCAUCGCCUGGCUGUGGGGCUUCCUCUGCAACGCCUACUUCGCCAACGUCUCGUUCCUCCUGGCCUCCAUGCUCAUGAGCUGGGUCAUCAACGGCUUCACGGGCCUCCUGGCGAUCGCCACGGCCAUUACGGCCGCCCUGGCAGUCCAGCGAGGAGGGGGGAGGAGCAGCAGCGAAGCAUCGGAGCAGCCACGCGUGGUGGGAGUGGCGCCCAGGUCCAGGUGGACGGAGCUGUUGCCUGUGCUCGGGGUGUCCUGGUGCACGCUGGUGCUGGUGUACGGGCCGUCCACCGUGUGGUACGUGCUGGCGGCCUGCGGCGUCCAGUCGCUGGCCAUGCUGGAGCUGUACUUCACCUCUGUGGGCCUCAUGACGCUGCGGCUGGUGACCGACCCCCUGCUGUGCGUGCUGGUAGUGUGUCACGGCAGGAGGAACAGCGCUACAGUGGCUGCCGCCGCCGACGGCACCACCACCACCGUCGCUAAGGACAGCCAGGGCAACGUCAUCUUCGAGCCUUCCUCCUCCUCCACCUCCCCCAACUACUCAGACAAUCCCACUGGAAGUGAUCUCAAGGAUAUGAUGUCACCUUCAGAAGUGUUUGCACACCGCUACCAAUGAACCAUCGAUAAUAAUAGUACUGUACAUAAGUCAGGAUAAAUAAAAAAUGAACACAGUUCAAUA
Engraulis encrasicolus (European anchovy) is the source of this 1395-nucleotide messenger RNA. RefSeq lists its product as uncharacterized. Bases 100 to 1332 code for a protein of 410 amino acids. NCBI's taxonomy places the organism in Eukaryota, Metazoa, Chordata, Actinopteri, Clupeiformes, Engraulidae. The transcript has 7 exons. The record is from RefSeq and is a predicted model, not a curated record.